This is a messenger RNA of Gilbertella persicaria, 885 nucleotides long. RefSeq lists its product as uncharacterized. The transcript is spliced from 2 exons. Gene Ontology annotation, biological process: regulation of transcription by RNA polymerase II. The coding region runs from base 1 to 885 and encodes 294 amino acids. The record is from RefSeq and is a predicted model, not a curated record. Lineage: Eukaryota; Fungi; Mucoromycota; Mucoromycetes; Mucorales; Choanephoraceae. Gene Ontology annotation, molecular function: DNA-binding transcription factor activity, RNA polymerase II-specific; RNA polymerase II cis-regulatory region sequence-specific DNA binding.
AUGAACGCUGCUUCUCAAUUGUCACCUGACACUUGCCUUAAUUACCAACGUCAUGACAGUAUUGACUACAGUCGUCGACCCAGUUACUUUACCGGUUUAUUAGGCAAUCCCUCCAGUGAAGUCAGUAGUUAUGCAGACCAUCAAGAAACACCUAGCCCAUUCAAUGGCUAUGAAGAGUAUCCCGUUCAUCAUCCAUUGGAUACAAAAAGACGUCUGAGCACACUUGUUGAGCUUAACCAAUACAAUCCAUACUGUCCUCAAGUAGAUCCUUAUGCUGUUGUGAACCCCUGGAUUGCUGCUGCUGCUGCCAUGGCUGUCACUUCACCUACGGGUAGUGAAUCUUCUCGUAUCUCCUCUUCUCCCAUGAUGUAUGCUCAUCCUGCAGUAGACAUGUAUUCACCACAAAACUACUUUCAACAACCUAUGGAGCAAGGUUUCCAACCCAUGUUGGAUACCAUGGAUGGUAUGUUUCGCGAGCGUGCCUCGUCUGCUUCCUCUGCUUCUUCUGGUGACAGUGCUCUCAGUGUCAGUCCACCUGCCAGUCGUCGUACAAGCAAAAUCAAAUCACCCCUAAAACCCUCCCGCUCCCGUGGUCGUAGGGUUUCCAAUAGCCCCAGCAUUGCAGGACAAAAGGUCUUUACAUGUAAACAUGAUGACUGCGGAAAAGUAUUUAAAAGAUCAGAACAUUUAAAGCGUCACGUACGAUCCAUUCACACUUUGGAAAAACCCUUUGAAUGUCCUUACCAAUCUUGUUCAAAACGAUUUUCUCGUUCUGACAAUUUGAACCAACACAUUCGAAUCCAUCGUCAUACUGGAAAAGAUAAAAACAAUCAAUCAAGCACUGGCAAACAUACUUCAAUGAGCAAUUAUAUGCCCAUGUAUUAA